CCCAGUCCUUCCGAGCCCUUUCCCGUACACUUCCCAUCCAUCAACCCAUCCGACGAUUGACGACCCGACCCACGACGAAAAUGGAGUUCACAACUACCGGAAUGCUAAACGAAGAUGGCAUCCAUGUCGACAUGGAUAGGCUGAAGAAGGGAGAAGUCAAUUUGGGUACCUCCAUCAUGGCAGUUACUUUCAAAGACGGCGUCAUUCUCGGCGCUGAUUCACGGACGACCACCGGCGCAUACAUCGCCAACCGAGUAACCGACAAGCUGACCCGGGUCCACGACACAAUAUGGUGCUGUCGCUCCGGCUCGGCGGCGGACACACAGGCCGUCGCCGACAUCGUGCAGUACCAGCUCGGCCUGUACGCCACGCGCAACGGGAAGAACCCCACCACCCAGACGGCGGCGUCUAUCUUCCAGGAGAUUUGCUACGCGAACAAGGACCGGUUGUCGGCCGGCCUCAUCAUCGCGGGCUGGGACGAGCGCCACGGCGGCCAGGUAUACUCGAUCCCGCUGGGCGGGUCUCUCCACAAGCAGGCCUACGCCAUCGGCGGGUCGGGCUCGACCUACAUCUACGGCUACUGCGACGCGCACUGGAGGGAGGGCAUGGAGGAGGCCGAGGCCGUCGACUUUGUCAAGGGCGCGCUGCGGGAGGCCAUCAAGUGGGAUGGCAGCUCAGGCGGCGUCAUCCGCAUGGUGGUGCUCACCGAGCAGGGGGCCGAUAGGCACCUGUACCUCCCGGAUACCGACUACAAAGUGCGCCACUAUUAAAAAAAUGCGGCCCGAGAAAGGGUGCGCAGGAGGAAGACGAGGAAAUGAUAGAUGGGUUGUUGGGGUGUUAAACGACUGAUGUUCAUCCAUUCUGGGACUCUUUGUCGGGGAGGGUAGGGCAGCGAGUAGACAAGAGAGGUGCGGAGGGAAACUGAAGGGUCUACUGAGGAAACGAAACACCGACGAUCCGGCUACUCUAUAGGAGCCGGUGUACAAUUACCAUAGAUGCAUUCGUGUCACAAAUCGUAAGGUAUAUCGG
Sodiomyces alkalinus F11 is the source of this 1029-nucleotide messenger RNA. Its product is annotated as proteasome component PRE3. Gene Ontology annotation, molecular function: threonine-type endopeptidase activity. Gene Ontology annotation, cellular component: proteasome core complex. The coding region runs from base 81 to 770 and encodes 229 amino acids. The transcript has 6 exons. Lineage: Eukaryota; Fungi; Ascomycota; Sordariomycetes; Glomerellales; Plectosphaerellaceae. The record is from RefSeq and is a predicted model, not a curated record.